Alternaria ethzedia is the source of this 411-nucleotide messenger RNA. RefSeq lists its product as uncharacterized. The transcript has 2 exons. Lineage: Eukaryota; Fungi; Ascomycota; Dothideomycetes; Pleosporales; Pleosporaceae. Gene Ontology annotation, cellular component: nucleus. The coding region runs from base 1 to 411 and encodes 136 amino acids. The record is from RefSeq and is a predicted model, not a curated record. Gene Ontology annotation, biological process: translational initiation. Gene Ontology annotation, molecular function: RNA binding; translation initiation factor activity.
AUGGCCCGUCCAAAGCGCAAUGUCCUUGCCACCAUAGACAGCACAAUCACACCGCCUGACGCUUUGGCGCCGAAUCACGCGAUCGCGCGCAUCACCAAAGCCGAAGGCAAGAACAUCUAUGCCGCCGAGCUGCCAGAUGGCAAGCCUGUCCUUGCCGAGCUAGAAGCGAGGUUCAGAUCAACAGUAUGGAUCAAGAGGGGCAGCUAUGUGGUUAUAGAUAUGUCUGCUCUGGCGGACCGUGAGAACAAGCUGGAUGGAGAGAUUGUGAACGUGGUGCGCGACGAGAAGGCGUGGAGGAAAAUGAGCUACUGGCCCAAGGAGUUCGUAAAGAAGUCGACGUACGUCCAAGAUAGCGACGACGAGGAAUCGACCGUCGGCAAGAUGCCGCCCUCCGACUCAGACGAGGACUGA